Molecule: messenger RNA, 3063 nt
Organism: Gymnodraco acuticeps
Lineage: Eukaryota; Metazoa; Chordata; Actinopteri; Perciformes; Bathydraconidae
Gene: dgkg
Product: diacylglycerol kinase beta
Biological process (GO): intracellular signal transduction; diacylglycerol metabolic process; lipid phosphorylation
Cellular component (GO): plasma membrane
Molecular function (GO): calcium ion binding; ATP-dependent diacylglycerol kinase activity
Source: RefSeq, a predicted model, not a curated record
GGGGGAAGCAGAGAGGGAGAGAGAAUCAGAGAGAGGAAGAGGAGGGUUAAUUAAUUCAGGGUGGAUGGGAGGGAUGUUGCUGCCGAGGCUCCAGUGCCUCUGCUGUCGUGCCGAGUGUUUGUUUGAGGACGUUUGGCUGCUGCUGCUCACAGGGAACCAGACACCAGCUCCCCUCCACAUCCUGAUCGCUUUGCUCUCCUUUGAUCCGGCAAACAGGGAUGUUACAUGGACUGCAGCGGCAGCAGGAAUAGCCAGAGGUCAGAGACGGUGUCUUUUGUUGCAGACCUGCUGAAAAACCCUUGUGCCAUCUCCAAAUCAUGAGGAAUAUUCAUUUGGUGUGACAGACAAUCACCAAACAUCCUUUUUCUUUUUUGAAAUCCAACUCAACAUUUGGAGCACCUCAGCAAUAAUCAGGACAACUUCUGACUGCAGAUAAACACUUGAAAAACCCUGUUUGAUUGAACAUUUUCGUCAUUUCCCGCCUCCUCCACUGCUCAUAUUGCCUGGGGUAAUUUGAGCUCUCUAACUGUGGGCUUGCAAGGUGAUUUAUUUAUUUUUUUAAAGGCGGAGAUGACAUCCCAAAAUCUUUUCGUCUCAGCCUCGAUACACAACUUGACCGAAGGAUAACCAUCAGUCCUCUGAGGGACACUUUUGGACCGACACACUUUCAGACACAGAGCCUCGGAGGCAGGCAGGAUGGGGGACAGCUGGGUGUGUCUGAGCCCGGCCGAGUUCACCCAGCUGCAGAAAUACAGCGAGUACUCCACUAAGAAGCUGAAGGAUAUGCUGGAGGAGUUUCACGGGGAAGGAGUUCUGUCCAAAUACAAUCCAGAGCAGAAGCAAGACGUUCUGAACCAACCCAUUGAUUAUGAGGGUUUCCAGCUCUUCAUGGCCACAUACCUGGAGAACGACAUCCCAGAGGAGCUGUGUCAGCACCUCUUCACCUCCUUCAAGAGCAAGACCGGAGGAGGCUCCCCCGAUCACUCCCGAGCAGGAACCAGUUUACUGGACGCCCGCUCCAUUGACGCAGGCAUCUCCAUUCAGACUGAAGUGGCCUGUGCCCCCAUCACAGGGAUGAAUGGUAAGAGCAUCCUGUCAGCGAUGGGUCGUCACACCCCCGAUCACUCUGCAGUGAUGACCACAGCGAGCUCCACCUCCCCCUGUUCCUCUCGCUCCUCCUCUCAGCGCUCAGGGAAGGGGGCCCAAACACCGGGGGGGCCCCAUCGGUCCCCCUGCUCCCAGGUCAGAUCCUCAGAGGCCAGCUGCAACGCCCUGACCCCCAACUCUGGUCCUGCCCGGUCCCCUGCCUCCCCCAAACUCUCCCCAGAGAGGAGUCGCUCUGAGAAGCAUCUGUCGCUGCGGAGGAGCCCGUCGCCCCAGAAAGGAACCCCCCUGCCGGCGCCCCAGGUGGUUUUCCUGAAGGACAUCGUCUGCUACCUGUCGCUGCUGGAGAGGGGGACGCCGGAGGACAAGCUGGAGUUCAUGUUCAGGCUGUACGACACAGACGGCAACGGGGUGCUGGACAGCUCGGAGCUGGAUCGCAUCAUAAAUCAGAUGGUGCACGUGGCAGAGUAUCUGGAGUGGGAUUCAACUGAGCUGCGACCGAUACUGAAGGAGAUGAUGGAGGAGAUUGACUACGACAGAGAUGGGACGGUGACUCUGGAGGAGUGGAUCAGAGGAGGCCUCACCACCAUCCCUCUGCUGGUGCUGCUGGGCAUGGAGACGAACGUACAGGAAGACGGCCAGCAUGUUUGGCGUCUGAAGCACUUCAACAAACCGGCGUACUGUAACUACUGCCACACCAUGCUGCUGGGGGUCCGCAAACAGGGCCUCUGCUGCUCCUUAUGCAAGUACACGGUGCACGAGCGCUGUGUGUCCAAAGACAUCGCUGCCUGCAUCAGCACCUACGCCAAGUCCCGCAGACACACCAACGCGAUGCAGCACGUGUGGAUGGAGGGGAACUCUCCCACUAAGUGUGACCGCUGUCACCGCAGCAUCAAGUGUUAGAUGCCUCCAUCGCCCAUCGCUUUCAUCUGAUGCGGGAAAAGCACCCUGAGAAGUUCAACAGCAGAAUGAAGAACAAGCUCUGGUACUUUGAGUUCGGCACCACUGAGACCAUAUCGGCCACCUGCAAGAAACUCAACGAAUGCAUAGAAGUGGAGUGCGACGGUAUCAUCUUGGACCUCAGCAACACCUCCUUGGAGGGAAUAGCUGUGCUCAACAUUCCCAGCAUGCACGGCGGCUCCAACCUGUGGGGCGAGUCAAAGAAGAGGAGGAACUACAACCGCAUGAGCAAGAAAGUUCCCGACCGGAUGCCAGCCAGCACCGUCACGGACGCAAAAGAACUCAAAUUCUGCAUGCAAGACUUCAGUGACCAGCUGCUGGAGGUGGUUGGUCUGGAGGGGGCGAUCGAGAUGGGACAGAUCUACACCGGACUGAAGAGUGCCGGACGCAGACUCGCUCAGUGUGCCAACGUCACCAUCAGGACGUCCCGGCGGCUGCCCAUGCAGAUUGAUGGCGAGCCCUGGAUACAGACCCCCUGCACGAUCAAGAUCACCCACAAGAACCAGGUCCCCAUUCUGCUGGGCCCUCCUCAGAAGACGCCGUUCUUCUUCUUCAAGAAACGCAACCACAGCCGCGACUAGGACACACACACACACACACAGACACACAUAUACACAAACACACACAUGCCACCCACUGUAUAGGCAGCUCCACUGUUGGGAGUUUAAAGUGGGAUCACAUCGUGGAACAUUCCCAAAGUCAGGACGCCUACUGACAAUUUAUUCCCAGAGGAACCUUCAGUGAUGAAAGUGAAAACUCUCAGUAACCAGUAUCGACCUUUUCCUGUGUAACAAAUCAUCUACUCGCAAAACCUCCAUCCCAAAUACAAGGAUUUUCGUUUUUCUCGGCCCAAAAAACUCAGCGAGACCUGCACUGCCUGAUAAACAAAACUCUGUCUGCUGGGAGUCCCUUGCAAAGAAGUAUAGAAAGUGAAAUUGAGUUAAGGAAAGCAGGUUGUAAGAUGGGAAAUAAAGAGCUCCAACAUUACAGUAAGCAGAA